Microtus oregoni (creeping vole) is the source of this 582-nucleotide messenger RNA. RefSeq names its product small integral membrane protein 9 (gene Smim9). The record is from RefSeq and is a predicted model, not a curated record. The transcript has 5 exons. Bases 1 to 582 code for a protein of 193 amino acids. Lineage: Eukaryota; Metazoa; Chordata; Mammalia; Rodentia; Cricetidae.
AUGAAGCCUUUGAAGCUGUUCUGCGUAGGACUGUUGUUGUGCCCUGUGCUUUGUUUCUUGUUAGAGACACCUACUCCUCCUUCAGCUUUACUUACCUUUGAAUUGAAAGAAAAAGCAGGAUUGAAAUCAGGUGCAAUGAGUGUAUUUGCUAUUAGGAUGAAUGUUCCUGACUUCGAAAGACAAAAGACUCAAGUCUCAGGACUCCAGAGGUCUUGGACAAGCAAGUUAAAAAAUUAUCUGUCAGAUUUCUUCAAGAGCUCCAUACCUCCAGCAGCCAUUUUUGCUUUUUUUGUCACCAUAGCACUAAUGGAGAUAGCCAUAGAGAAUAAAGGAUUUAAAGAGCCUCACAGACAGUGGACAAGAGAAGUCCUUCUAGAAUCUGAACCUAAUAAAGGCCUGAGUGAGCGAACUCCUCAGGACCAGGUUCAAGGGAGCAACUGCCUAGGGAACAACGCAAGUCAGACACUUCUGCAGCACCAGGUGAACCAGUUUACUGAAGAACUGGAUGGCUUAAUGGGGAAAGUGUGGUAUCUAAGUCAACAGGUUCCAAGAGCUGGAGAAUUUGCUGUGUGCUUAAAGUGA